AUGACAUGUAAAUCCGAGGAAAUAUUAGAGACUCCAGAGGGACCUAUUUAUAUCCAGGACGCUAUUGGUGGGUUAGGAUUGCAAUUCGGUUAUCGUAGUGAUGCAACAGAAGUGAAAGAUGAAAAGAAGCUGCGAAUUUGGACACGAUAUUUCCAAGACAAUGGUAGGAACUUGACUUUGGUACGUCAACCAAUUUUUGGAAAAAUGGUGAGAGCUGGUUUACCAAAUGCUCUUCGUGGAGAAGUUUGGGAAAUGUGUUCUGGGUCAAUCUACCUUCGGUUUGCCAACAAAGGUGUUUAUCAGCAAAUUUUAGAUUCACAUAAAGAUGUUGAUUCAUUCGUAAAAGAUGAAAUCGAAAAGGACUUGCACCGGUCGCUCCCUGAGUAUGAAGCUUACCAAACAUCAGAAGGAAUUUCUAGAUUGCGAAGAGUACUGACAGCGUAUUCUUGGAAGAAUACUGAACUUGGUUAUUGUCAAGCUAUGAAUAUAGUUACCUCUUCUUUAUUAAUCUACAUGACGGAAGAACAGGCGUUUUGGGCACUGAACUCGUUAGUUGAUCACCUUUGUCCUGGUUAUUAUAGCUCUUCCAUGUAUGGUGUUCUUUUGGACCAAGUUGUAUUAGAGGAGCUUGUGAAAAAGUAUAUGCCAAAGCUCACAGAACACUUUCAGGAAAGACAGAUCCAGCUCUCCGUUGCUUGUCUGCCUUGGUUCUUAACCUUGUAUAUCAAUUCUAUGCCACUGCCUUUUGCAUUCCGUAUUUUGGAUUGCUUCUUUUUAGAAGGAUCAAAAAUACUCUUUCAAAUUGCCUUAGCCAUUUUGAAGAUAAACGAGAAAGAACUGUUAACAGUUGAUGAUGACUCUGAACUACUCGUCAUUGCAAAAGAGUUCUUUAAGGCUUUGAAUAUGCCAAUGGAUGAUACAGCUACAGAACAGCAUCAUACAAAGCCAUCAGACAUAUUCAAUAAUUUAAUGAAGUCUGCCUACACUGACUUUAACAAAGUCACUUCUGACCAGAUCACAGAACUCCGUAGACAAAACGAACUAAGAGUGAUCGGAGGUGUAGAGACUUUCACUAAGCGCAAUGCUCUUCGAAACGUAAAGAACACAGUUUAUUUCAGUAACGAUGAGAUCUCCAUCAUAUACGACUACUUUUCUUCUGCUCUUUAUUAUGCAAACAAUCAAGGCAAAUCUAUCGUACCUGAAAUGGACCUGAAAGCAUUUACUAAAAUGUUGGAAAGCAUGACUACUUGGGCCAAAUUCAACAAUCAAAAUAGCAAUAAUACUAGCAGUGUCAUUGCAGGCAAUAGUAGUGAUUCUAUGCGAAUCGCUCAAGCCAUCUUACAGUCUUUUAUACGGAGAUUGUUUGAAAAUUUCAGAGCCGAGGGUCGAACAGGUAUCGCACUUGUUGAUACAGUGACAAAAUUAGGGGAAAUCCUUCGAGGGGAUAUCAUGUCAAAAGCAGCAUUCUUUUUUGCGCUGUAUGAUAAAGAUAAAAAGGACAUAUUGACCAAUCAAGAGCUUUAUUCAAUGGCAAGUGAAUUCCACUUGAUCCUAUGCCUUUUAGAAAUACCUCAUCCACUAGAUACCAUUGCAAACUUUAUUUGUCUGAGCGCAGAACAAACAAACACCCCCAAAGCCAUGGAGCACUUGCAUCAACAGUUGGAUGUGUUUGACAGAGACGAUAUUGGAUCAGAAUCUGGCGAACUGGAUAUGAAGAGAGUUUUUGAAUUCACAAAUGACUUUCAUCAAGUGCUAAUGGGAACUGAAGCACCAAUGAUUGAAAUUACUUUGCCUAUGUUCCGCAUGAUUGUCCUGACCGAAGAAAGUUUAGAUCAAUUUAUCCAGACUGAUUUUCCUCAAAGCUUCAAAUUGCAAAAAUCACUUGUGGAAAGACAAAAAGGGUUAGGACAUGAAAUAUUUGAAGCAUUGCUAGUAGAAGGCAAAAAAUUUGCAAGUAACAUGACAGCAGCUGGUCAACAAGAUAAAUUAUCUGUUUCAAAUACCAAGAACAGGUCAAUGCUAACUUGUUCACGAUCACCCAAAUCAGUCAAAUCCACUGUUUCGAAUUUUGAAGAUGAUGAUUAUGAACUAAUAUAA
Gilbertella persicaria is the source of this 2097-nucleotide messenger RNA. Its product is annotated as rab-GTPase-TBC domain-containing protein. The transcript is spliced from 9 exons. Gene Ontology annotation, molecular function: calcium ion binding. NCBI's taxonomy places the organism in Eukaryota, Fungi, Mucoromycota, Mucoromycetes, Mucorales, Choanephoraceae. The record is from RefSeq and is a predicted model, not a curated record. Bases 1 to 2097 code for a protein of 698 amino acids.